AGGGGGUGUUGAGUGUUUCAGUAACGCUGUGAACACGUACGGUGACGGCUAUCAAUUCCUCUCUGCCUAUUUCUCGACCGCCACAUGCUCCAACAAUAGAUUUUUUUCCUUCGUGAUUGGUGUUGAUCGAUUGGAGGAGGAUACAACGGAGGAUCGAUAUGUCGUCGGUGUCGAGUUGGAUAUUGGUCGUGGUUGGCCUGAUCGUUUCGAUUCAAUCGGGUUCAGCUUUACAAUGUUGGGAUUGCGCUUCCAACACCAACCCUUUGUGUGGUGAUCCGAUGAACGUGACUGAUCAUCAUGGCAUCUUCCAUGUGAAAACAUGCGAAUCUGGAAUUUACGAUACGUCGAGAAAAAUUUGCCGAAAAAUCGUGAAAAGAGAGAAUGGCGAAAGAGUUGUGAUUCGUCAAUGUUCGACACCGAAUGUCGACGAAGCGGACAUAGUGGAUGGUCCUUGCAGUGCAACCGCAAUUUCAACUCGAAAUUUAAUCGAAUGUUAUAUUUGCAGCACCGACCUCUGCAAUUCCGCAAUGGGAGUAUCGGUUACACGAUCUCUUUUCAUGGUCACGUUGACUAUUAUCGGCUACUGUUACGUACAAUCGAAAUACAUCGCCCUUUAAUGAAAAACUUUAACCUAUACACAUUUUCCACUUUGAAAAAUAACCACACAUAAGUGCGCCAUUUUUAAACGAUUUUAAAUUAUUACCAUCUUAAAUUAAAACGUAAUAAUGAAGUGUUCGAUUUAUCGUAGUCUUGGUUAAUAACAAUUAAUUAUCAAUCUUAGAAGUCGUUUGACUUUAAAUUAUACGAAUUCAAACGAAGGUUCGAUUGUGUAGUGUUGGUUAAUAACAAAGUUAUAUUAAUAACAUUGGUAUAUUGGUAAUAACAAAAGUAUUAAUUAUUAAUCCUAGAGAGCGCAAUUUUAAAUAAUUUUAAAUUCAAAAAUAAUAAGAAAAAUUCCAAUAUUGUAGUCUUAAUUAAUAACCAAGUUAUAUAUAAUUAAUUAAAUCUUUAUUCGUUAUCGUAGAAAGCGCCGUUUUAAAGGAUCUUAAAUCUAACAAUGUAUUAAUACUUCGUAAAUAAAUGUUAUCACGUGUAAUUUACUUUUUAUCGCGAUUAUAACCAUUUUUUUGGCCAAAUUAUCGAUUAAAUCGCUAUUCUAGAUGCAUGUAUCUACUUGAAAAUCUUAUUAAGAUGAUAAAACGGUGUAUUAAAAUGAUUUUAAGCGCGCACAAAUUUGUUAACUAUUUUAUAGUUAGGCAUAGCUCGUUAGUCGCGUAUCAAGUAGAAUAGAUUGACGUAUAGCGGAGUAGUUGCAUCACCGUGCUGAAAGCUUUAUUUAAUCUAAUCGUUUAUUUAACGAUAACACGAUUUCCGUAAAAAAAAAAAAGUAAAAAUAAAAAAAAAAUCUAUACUAAAUGGAACAACGAUAUUUUUGUACAAUGUGUAUAUAGUUUUAACACGUGUGACGUGAUUGUAUAAUAAAGGAUUGUUAACUCGA
Molecule: messenger RNA, 1498 nt
Organism: Apis mellifera (honey bee)
Lineage: Eukaryota; Metazoa; Arthropoda; Insecta; Hymenoptera; Apidae
Exons: 3
Coding region: 159-617 (152 amino acids)
Biological process (GO): positive regulation of voltage-gated potassium channel activity; sleep; regulation of synaptic transmission, cholinergic
Source: RefSeq, a predicted model, not a curated record